Messenger RNA from Thlaspi arvense, 1227 nucleotides. Lineage: Eukaryota; Viridiplantae; Streptophyta; Magnoliopsida; Brassicales; Brassicaceae. The record is from the annotation of a GenBank genome assembly.
AUAAAAUAGAUUUGAAAACCGACAUCACAUCGCGAUCCAUCCACCACGCAUGGAUAGAUACAAACCGAACCGAUGUUGCGAAGCCCAACACACUAUUUAAUUUCUUCCAUUUUGGCCAUUUCCUCUUCCACACCCAAAUUUUGCAAGAUCCAAGAGGCUAAAAGGCGAGAAGAACAAGAUAUAUAUUCGACACAUUCUCGGAGUAAAAGCAAAGACUAAUAACAGUUGAGAGAAGGUGUGUUUGUAUGGGCUGCUCUCUGUCGAAGAAGAAGAAGAAGAAUGCAAUACGACCGCCAGGAUAUGAGGAUCCUGACCUUCUUGCCUCCGUUACGCCGUGGACAAUAGUUACGGUAGCAGAAGUGGAGGCUUUGUAUGAACUGUUCAUGAAGCUAAGCAGCUCAAUUAUCGACGACGGUCUUAUUCAUAAGGAAGAAUUUCAGCUCGCUUUAUUCAGAAAUAGGAAACGGAAGAACCUUUUCGCUGAUCGGAUAUUUGACGUAUUUGAUGUGAAGCGAAAUGGAGUGAUCGAGUUUGGGGAAUUUGUUAGGUCUUUAGGCGUCUUCCAUCCAAAUGCACCUGUCCAUGAAAAAAUCAAAUUUGCUUUCAAAUUGUACGAUUUACGGCAAACUGGAUUCAUCGAACGAGAAGAAUUGAAAGAGAUGGUAAUCGCGCUUCUUCACGAAUCUGAACUUGUUCUUUCCGAAGAUAUGAUCGAAGUAAUGGUAGAUAAGGCGUUUAUCGAAGCAGAUCGCAAGAACGACGGGAAAAUUGACAUAGAUGAAUGGAAAGAUUUUGUGUCAAAAAAUCCGUCGCUCAUCAAGAACAUGACUUUGCCGUAUCUAAAGGACAUAAAGGGGACGUUUCCAAGUUUCGUUUCAUCUAGCGAAGACGAAGAUUUGGAGUUGCAAAACCUAUAUUUCUAACCCCAAACUUCUGGCCUUCUUCUCUGCUUUUCUUUUUGAAUAUUUUUGUACAAAAUCGUAAAGAGGACGAUAGAGAUAUAAGUUAGGAUUUGGAAAUCGGCAAAUAGCUGCAAUAAAUCAAUCUUGACAAGGGAUCUUGGAGUUGUCUUGUGUUGUAUAUUUCUGCGUACUUCGCUAGUUUUGAUCCUUCAUUUUAUGUGGAACAUUUGAUUCUCCAUUUGACAUAUAGUAGUUAACAUUUAAAUCAGUUCAUUAUACUGAUAUCAUAUUAUAUAUACUAACUAAUUAGUUCAUUUGAUGAUAA